AUGCCGCGGCAGCCACUCGCCUCCCCCGUGCAGCUGCACUGCUCCGUUGGUUUGGCUUCGGGGCAGCGUGGGGGCCUCCAGUACUUAACGAUAGACGAAACGCAUGCAGCAGCAGCAGCAGCAGCAGCAGCAGCAGCAGGGACAGCAACAGCGGCAGCAGCAGGUCGUUUCGGCAGCUAUACACCGCGACCAACAACAGCAGCAGCAGCAGCAGCAGCAGCAGCAGCAGCAGCAGAAGCUCCCUGCAUUGUCUCUCCCAGUCCCCCCUUCGCUAACAGCCCCAGCAGCAGAUUGCUGCUGCUAUCGACAUACCCUGCACAUAACAAAAUAACCAGCAGCAGCAGCAGCAGCAGCAGCAGCAGCAGCAGCAGCAGCAGCAGCAGCAGCAGCAGCACGGGGGCCUCGGCUUGCUGCAGCCACGGAGAAGAAGUGCUGCUGGCGUAUGUGGGGGCCCCCAAAGCAAAUGCUGCUGCAUCGCUGUGGUUGCUAGGAGCAGCAGCAGAGAGGGGCCCCCCGAAGGUAGUGUAUUCUGCUGCUGCUGCUGCAGCAGCUAAACCAGCAGCAGCAGCAGCAGCAGCAGCAGCAGCAGCAGCAGCAGGAUUCAGCAGAACGCAUGCAAAGCAUGAGUGGGGGCCGGGGACGCCAGUAGUAGCGAGGCAGAUACUUCCUGCUGCAGCAGGCUCAGCAGCAGCAGCAGCAGCAAUAGCAGCAGCAGCAGCAGCAGACUCGCGCCUACGAUGGAAGCUGCUGCGCCCCUCCUUGCUGCCUCCCCAUCUGCUGCCGCAGCGGCUCCAGCAGCAGCAGCAGCAGCAGCAGCAGCAGGCAGCAGCAGAUGUGCUGCUGCAGCAGGGGGAGGAGUUGGUGUUACUAAACCAAAAGACAUCUGAGUUUCUAUCGCUGCAGCUGCUGCUGCGUCCGCAGCAGCAGCUGCAGCAGCAGCAGCAGCAGCAGCAGCGGCGGGUGUGUUUGGUGCCGUCCUUAUCUUUCGACUCUCCCCCUGAGGAGCAAACAGCAGCAGCAGCAGCAGCAGCAGCAACCUCUGCUGCUGCUGCUGCUGCUGCUCGGGUGUACGUACACUGCGGCUGGCAUAUAGAAAAGGCAGCAGUGAAGAGCAGCAGUUUGCUGCUGUCUCGUUUUCCUGCUGCACUUCUCUCACCGAGUUGUUUUGAUGCUGCUGCUGCUGCAGCAGAGGUGUGGGGCAGCAGCAGCAUUGCUGCUCUGCUGCAGCAGCACGGGCUUGCUGCUGCUGCUGCUGCGGUGCCUCCGGCUCCGCCGCUGCCGAUGGAGGAGCAGCAAGAGCUGCUGCUGCUGCAGCAGCAGCACGACAGCAACAGCAGCAGCAGCAGCAGCAGCAGCAGAGACGCAGAGUUUGCUGCUGCUGUUAACUGGGGGCAGCAGCAGCUAGCAGCAGACUGGCAGCUGCUGCCGCAUGCAGCAAGAGAGAGGUUGCUGCUGGAGGAGCUGCUGUCGCUGCUGCUGGGGGUUGAUGGUGUGCUGCUGCGUGUGGUGCAGCAGCAGUAUAGAGAAGAAGAGCAGCAGCAGCGUGCGUUGCUGCAGCAGCAGCAGCAAGAGUUGCUGCUGCUGCAGGCUGCGGAUGCAGACCCGCACCAGCAGCAGCACCAGCAACAGCAGCAGCAGCAGCAGCAGCAGCAGCAGCAGCAGCUGCAGCUACUAGAAAGACAUGCAUAUGAUACAAACAGCAGCAGAUGCUGCCUCCCCCCGCUGCCUGUGUUCUCUGUGUGGCUGCAUCCGCUGCUGCAGCAGCAAGAGGAUAGCUGCGGGGGCCUUCAGGGUUUGCUGCUGCAGCUAGCAGCAGCAGCAGCAGAUAUCCGUUUGCUGCUGCAUGCGCAGCAAGCAGCAGGAAGCAGAAUAGAGGAGAUAGGUACGAUAGGCGAUAGAACUGAACAGAUGCGAGAUCCGCUCAUGGGGGAGUCUGCAGACGACUGCAGUGGUUUGAGUGGGUGGCCGUGGGAGUGGCAAGAGCGGUUCGUGAUUGAUGCUGCUGCAGUGCCGAGUUUGCUGCUGCCAGCAGCGCAGCAGCUGCUGCAGAUAGGCCGCUGCAUCCGCCUGCUGCGGGAUUCUAAACAGGUGAGGGAGCCAGCUGCUGCUGCUGCUGCUGCUGCUGCUGCUGCUGUUGCUGCUGCUGCUGCUGUUGGGGUGGCAUUAGCAGCAGCAGAUCGAGACGCAGCAGCAGCAGCAGCAGCAGCAGCAGCAGCAGCAGAUCACCCAGCAGCACAAGGAUUCGUAGGCUUUCUGAGGGGCCUCAGGGCCCUCUGUCUUGGCGGCCGCGGCGAUGUCUUUGCUGCCUUUCUGGAGUCGUGCGAUCCCGCAGCAGAUCCGCUGCAGCAGCAGCGUGCUGCUGCUGCUGCUGCUGCUGCUGCUGCUGCUGCUGCAGGAGCAGCAGCUGGCAGAAGCAUCGAGGCGCAGCAGCAGCAGCAGCAGCAACACCUCAUUCAACAAAUGCAUGUAUUAGAGGCCAGGAUGGAUGCAGCGUUAAGAACCGUCACUGAAUACGAGUGGCUCUGUGACGACCUGUCUCUGUCUCUACACCCCGUGGCGAGUUUAUCUGAAGCAGCUCAGCUGCUGCACCGAGCAGCAGCAAAGCCUGAGCUGUAUGCGCAGCUAGUUGCUGCUCCCAGGGCCUCGCAGCAGCAGCUGCAGCAGCACCCUGUAGACUUCGGACCCACAGGUUAG
Messenger RNA from Eimeria mitis, 2694 nucleotides. RefSeq names its product gamma-tubulin complex component 2, putative. The record is from RefSeq and is a predicted model, not a curated record. The transcript has 5 exons. Bases 1 to 2694 code for a protein of 897 amino acids. NCBI's taxonomy places the organism in Eukaryota, Apicomplexa, Conoidasida, Eucoccidiorida, Eimeriidae.